AUGGCGUCGAUCGAUAAACUUGAUCCAACGGUCUAUCAUCUCUACGGCCCAGCUCUACGCCUCAACAACUCAUACAACAUGGCGCAGUCAAACAUCAACGUCCUACUCUCCUCCUUCCCGGGACUCUCACUCCCAUCCACUCUCUCGUUUGCGCUUCCCUCCGUGGCGAGCGUUUCAGACCUUACAGACAAAGUCUCCUCAUACCUUCCUACCUCGCUUUCUCUCGAACGUCUCAUCCUCACAACCACCAACAACAAGCAAAUAUUCGCCUCUCCUGCUUCUCUUCAGUCUUUGAUCAGUAGCGACAAUGGCUCCGCCAAUACCAUUCUCCCCAUCCGCCUCUCCGCGCCGAUGUGUGGUGGUAAGGGUGGUUUCGGAUCUCAGCUUCGUGCCGCCGGUGGCCGCAUGGCCAGCAAGCGCAAGCGCAACCAGGGUGACAACAACAGCUCAAGCCGUAACCUCGACGGCCGCCGUUUGCGCACGGUCAAUGAGGCCAAGGCACUUGCCGAGUAUCUCGCCGUCAAGCCGGAGAUGGAUAAGCAAGAAAAGGAGGAGCGCCGCCGCCGGUGGCAGGCUGUGGUAGAGAUGGCAGAGAAGCGACAGGAUGAGAUCAAGAACGGCGGUGGAAAGCAAAAGAUCGAUGGUCAAUGGAUGGACGACAAGGAGGAGAUGAAUGAAAAGGCACGAGAGGCGGUUCUUCUCGCAAUGAAGGACGGCGCAUGGACCGACAACCUACGCGAUGCGAUUUUGGGUGGAUCUAGCACCAGUGCUAGCGAAGGUAGCGAGCAUGCGAGCUCAUCCGGUUCCGAGGAGGACGAUGAGGAGGAAGAAAACAAUGGCGCAUCUUCGAGCUCCGCGGUGCCUUCUACAUCGGCAGCCAAGCCGGCACCUCGUCGUUUCAUCGGGUUUGAUGACGAUGACGAGUUCAUGAGUGACUCCGAGGAUGAGGCAGAUGAAUCCGACUCCAAGGGCAAGGGCAAAGCUCGCGCUUGA
Messenger RNA from Penicillium subrubescens, 993 nucleotides. Its product is annotated as telomere maintenance SDE2 family protein. The transcript has a single exon. Lineage: Eukaryota; Fungi; Ascomycota; Eurotiomycetes; Eurotiales; Aspergillaceae. The record is from RefSeq and is a predicted model, not a curated record. Gene Ontology annotation, cellular component: nucleus. The coding region runs from base 1 to 993 and encodes 330 amino acids.